This is a messenger RNA of Asterias rubens (European starfish), 2292 nucleotides long. RefSeq names its product proteasome subunit alpha type-2-like. Lineage: Eukaryota; Metazoa; Echinodermata; Asteroidea; Forcipulatida; Asteriidae. The transcript has 5 exons. The coding region runs from base 71 to 778 and encodes 235 amino acids. Gene Ontology annotation, biological process: ubiquitin-dependent protein catabolic process. The record is from RefSeq and is a predicted model, not a curated record. Gene Ontology annotation, cellular component: proteasome core complex, alpha-subunit complex; proteasome core complex.
ACUUCUUCCGCUAAGGAGUAUUUUAGAUUUGACGACGUCUGGGAAAUAUCGGCACGGCACAACAGCAAUCAUGACAGAAAGAUACAGUUUUUCGCUCACUACUUUCAGCCCUUCUGGCAAACUUGUACAGAUAGAAUAUGCCUUGAAUGCUGUUGCGGCAGGAGCGCCCUCUGUUGGUAUCAAAGCAUCUAAUGGAGUCGUCAUAGCAACAGAGAAGAAGCACAAAUCCGUCUUGUACGAAGAGCACAGUGUCCGCAAGAUAGAGAAGAUCACUAAGAAUAUAGGUAUGGUCUACAGUGGCAUGGGACCUGAUUAUCGAUUAAUGAUCCGACAAGCUCGUAAGCUAUCCCAGGGGUACUACUUAACCUAUCAAGAGCAGAUUCCUACCGCACAGUUGGUCCAGAGGGUUGCUAACGUCAUGCAGGAGUACACACAGAUUGGUGGUGUACGUCCAUUUGGUGUCUCCCUCCUCAUAGCUGGAUGGGACGAGGACGAAGCUAAGCCCUUCCUAUUCCAAUGUGACCCAUCGGGAGCUUACUUCCCAUGGAAGGCUACAGCCAUGGGUAAGAAUCACAUCAAUGGCAAGACCUUCCUGGAGAAGAGAUACAAUGAGGAUCUAGAGCUCGAGGAUGCUGUUCACACGGCCAUUCUCACUCUCAAGGAAAGUUUUGAAGGUCAGAUGAAUGAGGACAAUAUUGAGAUUGGUAUCUGCAACGAGGCGGGAUUCCGAAGACUGGAACCAACAGAAGUCAAAGACUACCUGGCAUCGAUAGCAUAGUAACCCCUUUGUAAUACACUCUUAAAGACCGUUAUAAUAAAAGGCUGUGUCUGACUUGAGGAAUUUAGCAGCAGCUACGGCUUGAUCACUGAAAAGAUCUUUUUAUUAAAAGGAAAGGUUUACCUUUGGUAAUCACUCUUUUAAUUAAUGGCAACAAAACUGUUGGUUAGAAGCCUACAGCAGCUUUCUAUAGAAUAAUGCGUUUUGGAAAACUUCUCACUUUGAAGUAGUGGUUAUGUACAAAAAUAUCAUUUUUUUAUGGCCCAAAAUUUGAAUCUGAGAAGCAUUACUGUCGGUGAUGUUUCUCAGAUGGUGUAUUCCUAUAAUGAGAGAUUAUUCUUCCUGGAUGGACAUGUUCGAUAAGGAUUUUGGCGACUUUCUUUUGAAAUUAAAUUUUUACAUGUUGGGUUUAUUGUACAUGUACCGUAUAUACAUCACCAUUUAUCUAUCAUUAAAACAAUCGGACUGUUAAACAAAAACCCUGAAGGUAUACUUUUCCUUUAACACUGUCGCUGAAGCCAAAUGAUCAUAGCUAUAGCCAAGGACACUUGAGUCAGACACGGCCUAUUGUACUCAUAAUGCAGCCUUUUUGUUUAUGCAUCCAUAUGAGGCUGUGUGACGGAGCCCAAUUUGAUAAAACUGCACAAAUUUGCUCAUCACGGAAACAUUCUGCUCAGGUUAACAACCAAAACACCAUGUUAUGUAUACAAUAGCAAUUCUCUGCAAAUAUAAGCGCUAGAAAAAUUGCUAAGCAACACUUUUUGGAGUACAGCUCUCUAUAAAAGUGUGCUCUACACUGAGGCAAAAGGUGAAAAUAGUCUGGUGCCUUUACAUGUAUGAGAAUCAGCACUGUAGUUGUGAUGAUGUAUACUAGGAGUCAAACAAAGAUGGCAGUAUCGUAGUCGAACUUUACUGCAUUUGACACUUGCCACGGGCUUUAUUUCAGUUCAUAUGGUUUGCUUACAAGAUGACGCCUCAUUGCAUAGUGACAUUAAUGAAUGGCAGUGAACGGUGAGUAACUGAGUAACCGUAUUGGUAUGUGACAUUUGACUUUGUGUUGAUGAUAUGUUCAUAUUAUAUCAGUAGCUAUAAAUACAUAUUCACAUUUGCUCAUGCUUUGUUUCAAAUGUGAGGCACAUAUACAGGGAAACGUUUGUUUGUAUUCGGAUUAACCUUUUUUUCUUUAAGUUCUUUAACAAAAACUCUUUGAUUCCAAAAAGUAAAAUUUGUUUUGUAUUUAAACAAACAAUCUUUGUCAUUUAAUGAUGUGAGACAUUCUGGAACCCGCUCUUUGGCAUGAAGGAUUUACUUGUGCUCAAUUCUAACUUUGAAUUAGACUUAUGGCUUGUUCGUGACUGUACUGUAGCCCAACAUAUGCAUUGCUUAUGGACUUUUGGUUGUUUAAACAGUCCUUACUGUGUGAAUAACAGUCCAUGAAAGUCUUAUUUCUGUUUUCAUUGUAGAAUGUGAACUUAUGACCAUUAAAACAGAUCUACUUUGUCAUGUUAUAUCAA